This is a messenger RNA of Euleptes europaea (tarantolino), 4829 nucleotides long. RefSeq names its product tensin 3 (gene TNS3). NCBI's taxonomy places the organism in Eukaryota, Metazoa, Chordata, Lepidosauria, Squamata, Sphaerodactylidae. The coding region runs from base 1 to 4812 and encodes 1603 amino acids. The transcript has 34 exons. Gene Ontology annotation, molecular function: phosphatase activity; protein binding. The record is from RefSeq and is a predicted model, not a curated record. Gene Ontology annotation, biological process: dephosphorylation.
AUGGGCUGGAGGGUGAGCGUAGCUUGCCUGGGAAAUGAACUCUGCGCCGUUCCCCCGGAUCAUUGCCACUUGAUAAAAGACAAGAGGGAGACCAUGAUUCAGGUUGACAAGGCUUCCUCCGGAGUCGGUGAACUGACUGAGCCAGAAGAGCUAUCAUCAAAUUCUCAUACAUUCAAGACCAAAACCUUCAAGAAGGCCAAAGUCUGUAACAUCUGCAAGCAAGUAAUUGACCACCAAGGCAAUUUCUGCAGAGUUUGCAAAUAUGCUUGCCACAAGAAAUGUGAAUCAAAGGUGGUGACGCCCUGCUUCCUGCCGGUCAACUAUCCAUUGCUCGAUCGCUCGGACUCUUUUGUGAACCAUGUAACCAGAACAACUUCCAGCAGUUUUUUGAAAAGCUCAUCUUUCUGUUGUGACAAACUCUCCGAAAGUGCCGACUUCAAUCACAUGAUGGAGGAAGGUUAUGAACUGGACCUGACUUACAUAACGGAGCGGAUCAUCGCUCUCUCCUUCCCAGCCAGCUGCUCAGAGGAGACCUACUUACACAACCUCCAGGAUGUAACACGGAUGCUUAAAUCCAAACAUGGGGACAAUUACCUGGUGUUAAAUCUCUCAGAAAAAAGGUUUGACCUUGCCAAACUCAACCCAAAGAUAAUGGACGUAGGCUGGCCCGACCUGCAUGCUCCGCCACUGAAUAAAGUGUGCACGAUCUGCAAGGCCAUGGAAUCCUGGCUGAACAGCAAUUCACAGCACGUCGUCGUGAUCCAUUGCCAGGGUGGAAAAGGAAGAAUCGGAGUAGUGAUAUCAUCAUACAUGCAUUUCACAAAUGUGUCUGCAAGUGCGGAUCAAGCCCUAGACAGGUUUGCUAUGAAGAAAUUCUUUGAUGAUAAGGUUUCUGCUUUGAUGCAACCGUCACAGAAAAGGUAUGUGCAGUUUUUGAGUGGCCUUCUCUCUGGAUCCGUAAAAAUGAACACCACCCCCCUCUUCCUACACUACGUCAUCCUGCAUGGAACCCCAAGCUUUGACGCUGGCGGAGUUUGUCGGCCAUUUCUGAAGUUGUACCAAGCCAUGCAGCCGGUUUAUACAUCAGGAGUAUAUAGUGUGGGGCUGGAGAACCAAAGCAGAGUCUGCAUUGCUAUUGAACCAGCCCAGCUUCUGAAGGGAGAUGUUAUGCUGAAGUGCUACCACAAGAAAUACCGAUCAGCCACCCGCAACAUCGUUUUCCGCCUGCAGUUCCACACGGGUGCCGUUCAGGGCUAUGGUCUGGUGUAUGGCAAAGAGGACUUGGACAACGCAAACAAAGAUGACCGGUUCCCUGACUAUGGAAAAGUUGAGCUGGUGUUUUCAGGAUCCCCAGAGAAAAUCCAAGGGUGUGAACACCUGCAGAAUGACCAGGGGGUGAUAGUGGACUACAACACCGCCGAUCCCUUGAUUCGCUGGGAUUCUUAUGAAAACUUGAGCCCUGAUGGCGAAGUUUUGCAUACCCAGGGUCCCAUUGAUGGAAGCCUAUAUGCCAAAGUGAGGAAGAAGAGCUCCUUGGAUACCAGCAUUCCCAGUGGAACCCCAGGGGCCGUAACCAGUAGCCCUGACCACAGCGACCACACCCUGUCUGUUAGCAGUGACUCGGGACAUUCCACUGCUUCUAUAAGGACAGACAAAACUGAAGAGCGCCCCUCUCCAGGAACCAAGAGACUUUUGAGCCCCCAAGAGAAAGAGGAGUUGGAUCAGUUACUCAGCGGCUUUGGCCUGGAGGACUCGGUUGGUUCCCUCAAGGAUAUGACCGAUGCCCCAAGCAAGUAUAGUGGGACUCGCCACAUCGUGCCGGCCCAAGUACAUGUGAAUGGAGAUGCCAAGCACAAGGACAGGGAAACGGACAUCCUGGAUGAUGAGCUACCCAGCCACGACCUCCACAGCGUGGACAGCAUUGGGACAUUGUCUUCUUCUGAAGGGCAGCAUUCUAACCACCUCGGGAACUUCAGCUGCCACAAGAGCAGUCAGAAUUCCCUUCUGUCGGACGGGUUUGGGAGUAACACCGGCGAGGAGCACCAUGGCGCUCUGGCUCCAGAUCUUGGAAUUAGCGUGGACCCCAUGUAUGAGAGGUCCUUUGGAAACGCCGAGCCAAAGCAGUCUCAGCAGCCGCCAAGGAAUCCUCCGGUUUCUGCCCAGCCGCCAGCCUACAGCCCCAGUAGCUAUUCAACCCAGACAUGGGUGCGCCAGCAGCAGAUGGUAAUCGCUCAUCAGUACGCCUACUCCCCAGACAACGAAGCAAGACUCGGUCUUCCCAGUGCAGUGGAGAAUUCGGGAAACCCACAGAGCCAAUCCAGAGUCCCAGAUACUCCUACUCGGGGCCACAGCAGUAGAGACGCUGUACAGAGAGGGCUGGGAAGCGUGCCUCCUUCCGGUGAGACAGCAGCACCCCCCAGCCCUGAAGUUUUUAAAUCAACAUUAGGCCCUGAGAAGCUCACCAAUGACAUCGACCUGCCGUUGAACACGGGAAACAGCCUAGGGGCCGUGCCGUCCUCCCCUACUCUGGAUAUCGAUCAGUCGAUUGAGCAGCUGAACAGGUUGAUUUUGGAGCUGGACCCAACGUUUGAGCCGAUCCCCACCCGCAUCAAUGCCGUCGGUAAACAUGCAGGUCAGCUGAACGGAUUUGCCAGCCCUGAAAUUGAUGUGGAAGGUCUCGGAAUGAGCCCUGGAUUCCAUGGGAAAGCAGAGGCUGCCAGCAGGAAUCUGCCCCAGCAGGGUGACCCAGGGGACUGCAUAUUAGGGGGACGAAGCAGGAAGUUGAGUUUUGGCCAGUAUGACAAUGACGUUCCAGCGCAACCAUUGUAUACAAAGUGUGGAUGGGGAAAGUCAGCUGCUGUUGACCAUCCUGAAAGUCCAGGACCUGUAGUCCCUGGAGAGGAGGCCAAAGAGGUGGGGGCUGCAUGCUACCACAAAAACCUGGACGAAGCAGACGGGGGUAUCUUCUCACCCACCAAGAAUGGGAAUGAAUCAGCCCCGGCGACUCCAGCAUUUCCAGUGUCGCCAGAGACUCCCUAUGUGAAAACUCCCCUGCAUUUCCAGCAACUAAAUCCAUCUGGCAAUCAGAGCUGCCUCUCGCCGGGGAUGUAUAGAACUACUCAUGAACCUCGAGGUUACCUGGAAGUCCUCAACCACUCCGUCGUGAUGUCGGACAGCCCCCUGGGCCCAAGCCCCGCCUUACUGCGGACUGACACGCAGGCAAAUCCUCCUUUUCAGAGGCCUUGUGGAGCCACCUGCGAUAUUUCGAACAGCAGCCCUGCCUUGAAAGGAGAGAGCCCUCCUGCAGAUGAACAAGGUUGGCAACAAAACAGUUCUAAGUCCUCUGUGAUGCCCCAGUUUUCAGGAACAAGCAACAGCCGGCCUGUGGGAAGUUAUUUCAUGACUCUGGAGCCUUCUGCCACUGUGCCAGAUGGCUCUCUUGUGUCCCAGUACCACCCCAAGGGAUUCCAAACUGGUCCGCCGAGCAGCCAGGAGAGUUCAUCAUCUGGGCUGCAGCAGGAAUCCGGAGCGAGUACCGGUGUCCGAGCCUUUCUGAAUUAUGGUGGGGCCACCACCGGCAAUGGCCAGCCGCUGGGGGAAAAGCAAGCUGUUUUGGGGGCAAUUGCGAAUGGAUCUCCCCAAACCGCGAGAUUACCGGUGGACAGUGGCUUUCUGCCAGACAGCUUCCUCACGUCAGCUUCUGGACACAGCAGCCAGAACAGUCCAAAUCAGCAAAAUAACGCAACAAACAUUCACCCGCAGCCCCCUCUUCCCGAGAAGAAGAGGGGUUCGGAGGGAGAACGUUCCUUCGGCUCGGUCUCUCCUUCUUCGAGUGGCUUCUCCAGCCCCCACAGUGGAAGCACCAUCAGCAUCCCGUUUCCAAACGUUCUUCCAGAUUUCUCUAAAGCUUUGAAUGCUUCUCCAUUGCCAGAAAAUGCAAGCGAUAAACAUGUGACCGUAAAAUUUGUUCAGGAUACAUCCAAGUUCUGGUACAAACCAGAGAUUUCAAGAGAGCAAGCCAUUGCCGUCCUGAAGGAGAAAGAGCCGGGGUCCUUCGUCGUCCGUGACAGCCACUCCUUCAAGGGAGCCUACGGUCUUGCCAUGAAGGUUGCCAUCCCCCCGCCUUCUGUCCUGCAGCUGAACAAGAAAGUUGGAGAUCUGUCCAAUGAGCUUGUCCGGCAUUUCCUGAUUGAGUGCACCCAUAAAGGAGUGAGGUUAAAAGGAUGCCCCAACGAGCCCUAUUUUGGGAGCUUGACUGCUUUGGUGUAUCAGCACUCCAUCACUCCUCUGGCCCUGCCCUGCAAGCUGCUCAUCCCAGACCGAGAUCCUCUAGAGGAGAUGUCUGAAACCUCCCCGCAGACCGCCGCGAACUCGGCCGCUGAGCUUCUGAAGCAGGGGGCAGCAUGCAAUGUUUGGUACCUGAAUUCUGUGGAAAUGGAGUCCCUCACAGGUUACCAAGCAGUGCAGAAGGCCUUGAGUUUGACGCUGGUACAAGAGCCCCCUCCCAUCUCGACUGUGGUCCAUUUCAAAGUGUCUGCGCAGGGCAUCACGCUGACGGACAAUCAGAGGAAGCUCUUCUUCAGAAGACACUAUCCAGUCAACACGGUGAUUUUCUGCGCUUUGGAUCCACAGGACAGGAAGUGGAUGAAGGAUGGUCCUUCCGCAAAGGUCUUUGGGUUUGUUGCGAGGAAACAAGGCAGCGGCACAGACAAUGUCUGCCACCUCUUUGCAGAGCAUGACCCCGAGCAGCCCGCCAGCGCCAUUGUAAACUUUGUAUCAAAGGUCAUGAUCGGUUCCCAGAAGAAGAACUAAAACUUCUUUCAUGAACU